Molecule: messenger RNA, 867 nt
Organism: Planococcus citri (citrus mealybug)
Lineage: Eukaryota; Metazoa; Arthropoda; Insecta; Hemiptera; Pseudococcidae
Gene: Snp
Product: Snipper
Exons: 5
Coding region: 125-760 (211 amino acids)
Biological process (GO): exonucleolytic trimming to generate mature 3'-end of 5.8S rRNA from tricistronic rRNA transcript (SSU-rRNA, 5.8S rRNA, LSU-rRNA)
Molecular function (GO): nucleic acid binding; 3'-5'-RNA exonuclease activity
Source: RefSeq, a predicted model, not a curated record
UUACAGAAAUCUGAUAACGUUAUCACCCGGUGAAAUUUUCCAUUUUUUAAAAAUUUUGUGAUGAAAUUUGCAAUUGUUUUAAUACUUAAUUUUAAAUUCUAUUCUUUUGAUCGUCGCUAAAAAAAUGCAGAGGAAUUCGUUCUGGAUAUACAGAAAAGCCAUCGACUUCACUACACAAUAUAGAAAAUUUUUCAUCCUAGAUUUUGAAGCUACAUGCGAGAAACACAUCGUACUCGAUCCUCAGGAAAUAAUCGAGUUCCCUUGCCUAGCAGUCGAUACUCGUGAUUUCACAGUCGUUUCAAAAUUUCAUCAGUACGUGAAACCUGUAAAGCAUCCGGAAAUUACUCCCUUUUGCACAUCUCUCACCGGAAUUAGUCAACACGCAGUCGAUAACUCUAAAGAAUUCCCUGAAGUUUUGGAUGAUUUCAAAACAUGGCUAAACAAACAUUAUGGCGAAAACUCCAACGAAUCGAUUUUCGUCACUUGUGGAAAUUGGGACCUGAGGACCAUGUUACCGAAUCAAUGCCAACUUUGUAAUUUAGAAAUUCCACAUCAAAUGAAAAACUGGAUCAAUUUAAAAACGGCUUUCUUUCAAGCUACCGGAUAUUACCCUAGAAGUCUUUUCGAUAUGGCUAGUCGACUCGGAAUUAAAUUAGAAGGAAAAUUACAUAGUGGAAUAGAUGAUUGUACAAACAUGCGUAGAAUAAUAAAGAGAUUAUCGGAAAAAAAUUUCGCAUUUCAGGAAACGGAUUCUUUAUGAAAUCAAAAUUGAGGCCUCCGUUGUGCUCAACUUUUAUAUUGUAUUGUUUUUGUUCUAAAAAUGUUUUUGAUGUGAUAUUAAACUAUUGAAUAGAAAAAUUGACAAAA